AUGGAUCCACGACGGCCCCAACAAUUCUACCCAGGCGACCCUAGAUAUCCUCCGAUGAAUUACAAUCCGCAAAACCCACCGGGAAAUUACAAUCCGCAAGCCCAACCACCAAUGCACGCCGGCAAUGCACCACAAGGUUUCCAUCAAAUGCCAAGCUUGGGAUCAUCAGCAGCACCUGGGAACCCGAAUUUUGACUUUCAACUAUUUCCUCACACGUCAGAUUAUGGAGCACCAAAUCCGAACCAGAACUUCCCAUUAUUUACUCAGACGUCAGAUUAUGGAACAAGGGCCAUACCUAUAGAUCCGAACCUGAACGUUCAAGGUUUUCCUCAAGCAUCAGCUCGUGGAGCACCACCGACACGUCUGAAUGCCCAUCAGCCGUCUUGGGGACUCCCUCCGCCAUCCUCACGGAGCAAGGCGACAUCUAUGUCUGACUUUAAAGGUGAUCGCUCGAAGCCAGAUUAUGGGCUAAGUCCGAUUGAAAUGCAGUUCCUUCAAGAUAAUCGCUCGAAGCCGGAUUUUGGAAAAUCUGUGAAUGCGGACCAAUCCAUCCAAGGUGAUCACUCGAUAGCAGACAAAAGAACAACGGCAACAUUAAUGAAUCCAAACCAGACCUUCCAAGAUGCGCUUCCGCGGUUUGAUUCUCCAACAUUGACAGCGCCCAUACAACUUAAUGAUGUACCACAAGGGUUUGAUCAAGUGUCUGAUCAAGACAGAAUAUCCAGACUCUCAAAUUAUAAAAGGUCCCUCUUACCACCAUUUCAAUGCCUUCCAGUAUGGGUCCGGCGGAUGAACGGCAGAGGGACUGAAAUACCAGAUGAACUUCAAUUGCCUGAUAACUGGCGCGAAAGUCGAGCUGAUGGAGUCUUAGAGGCAUGCCGAGAGCUUGUCGAUCAAGCCCAAAUUUUAGAAUCUACCGACGAUUGGACUCAAAUGACUCAAAGACUUCAAGAGAAGCAUCCUAAAUCAUCAGUAUUUGGAAGCCGUAUUAUUCCAAAAGACGAUCCUUAUGUACGAAGGUGUUACUCCACGAAUGCAUCCACUCACAGACUUCUUAGGGACUAUGUCGUUCUUUGCCCUGCUGGACCGACGCACUACAACAGCCACCUCAGCCGCAUGAAACGACCAUUGGUCCUCCCAGUUUCUGUAACGAAUAGUCAGCCAGCUCUUAUGGUUGUCAUAUUUGAUCUUCAAGCCGUGCGUCCUGCGAUGGCAUACUGGAUGUGUUCUGGCGGUGAUAUCUCGGAUCGAGAGGUCGACUGCAUAAUCUCAUCCUGCCGCGAUGUGCGGUACACACCACAAGCUACUGUAGAUGGGGAAGAUGUCAUUCGUAGAAAGCUCGCAAAUUGCGCAAAAUCACCACUCGGGAGCAGUGUUCAACUAGAUGAUGUUUCCCUUCAUCCUGAUCACAAGCAAGCGAUUAAUGUAUUGGGAACGGCUCUAAGAAUCGCAUAUCCUGACGAUAAUGACUUCGUGUUCUUUGGAGAUUUAGGCAUGAGCCACACCGAUCAAUUCCAGAUGGAGAAAAUUCGUCAAAACAGCUAUCACCUAGAGCCUGGCAACAAUGAUUCUCUAUCGUGUCUGGAAAGAGCACUUGGAAUAGGAACAAAGUUUCUGGCGCUGUGGUUCAGUUUCACGGAAGGUCCACUGCAGCAUGCUCCAAAUCUGCACAAACUCAGAGAAUUAGCGGACCAGCAUCGCUUCAUCAUAAUCUGUGAAGACACUGUAGGUUCGUUAGUGAACUGCGACCUCCUACGCUAUGCGGAUGUGAUAAUGGUCGACCUAUCAAAAGCGUUUGGUGGUACUUGUAAUGUUUUGGGUGGCUCAAGGAUCAUACUCAAUCCCCGAUCCUCACGAUAUCCGCAGAUCAAAACCGCUCUCAGAAGACCGGCCCGGUACCCUUAUAGCCCGUUGAAUUCUGCCAUUGUGGCACGGAAUUGUGGCGACUUCGAGGACCGCGUGCAUCUCGCAAGCUUUCAAGCCUUGAGAAUCAGCGCGCUACUUUAUCUCAACCACAGGGUCAAACGCGUCUACUAUCCAUUCUUCAAUGAAAGUAGAAGUAAUUACGACGCGUGCAAAAGGGAAACAUCCGGUGAGCCGACCUCGAAAUGGGGCUUCCUCUUGAGCAUCGAGUUCUUUCGAAAGCAAGACGCAGUCAAAUUCUACGAUUGUCUCUAUGUAGCCAAAGGAAUGUGGUAUGGCACAAAUUUCACCAUGGCCUGUCCAUAUGUUUUGCUGAAACAUUUCAAUCCACUUUCCCACGUAAAACCAACAGAUUGGGCUUUGCCCACACCUAAUCUUGGUCAGCGUUGGACUGGAGCCUUUGGAUUAUCUGAUGGGGAUUUUCAAGGAGGCGCUGGAUCAUCUGGAUGUUGUGGAUUCACCCCGGAUAUGGUCUACUAG
Glarea lozoyensis ATCC 20868 is the source of this 2403-nucleotide messenger RNA. Its product is annotated as PLP-dependent transferase. Gene Ontology annotation, molecular function: cystathionine gamma-synthase activity; pyridoxal phosphate binding. NCBI's taxonomy places the organism in Eukaryota, Fungi, Ascomycota, Leotiomycetes, Helotiales, Helotiaceae. The record is from RefSeq and is a predicted model, not a curated record. The coding region runs from base 1 to 2403 and encodes 800 amino acids. Gene Ontology annotation, biological process: transsulfuration. The transcript is spliced from 5 exons.